GUUAAUUUGCCGUGAUUGCGUAAUAUUGUGCUUAAUACCCAAAGUGAAUUACAUUAUCAUCUGUAGGCCUACCCGUGUGCUAUUAAAACUUUUUGCCCCCUUUUUAUUAUUUCUUUACAGGCCACAGUGCCCUGCCCACCCACAAUCCAAAACCUCCGACAACCAGUUUAUGGGAGGGACCAGCCUUUCAACAUUUAACCACUGCGCAGCAAGAGGCCAAGACGCGCUAUGAGUAAGAGGGCUUUUUAAACCUGGAAUUACUUGAGGCUACAUUGCGCUACGUAUGGGGAACAAUAUUUUCUCUUGAAAAAACAUCCAAAUGGCAAUAGUUAGGGCCUAAUAGUUUUUCCACUGGACUUGUAUGAUGGAUCUCGGUGACUCUUUUGGUUGCUUACUUUUUGGAUACUCUCAGGAAGACCUUCACACUUCAACACACCUGCUGUAAUUGGAGUAUAGAUAGGCCUACCAUUUUCCUCAUAUGCGUACCAUGAUGUGUUUCUCCUAAACACGUUGAAGAAGGUGUUUCACAUCUGAAAGUUGGUGUGUGAAUGGAAUAAAACUCCUAAACAAACAAGGGACACAGAGUGGACAGGUCAAGCGGAUAUCCGAAACCAGGGGACUCUGUUGGAUUACUUUGGAUCCGUUGGUCUCUUGCUCUCCGUGAAGAAAUACAUUUGCAAUUGGAUUACAUAACAAGAGAAUGUAUGGAAUAAAUCAGCGCUGUAUUUACAUAUCUUUUCAUUUCUUCGUGCUGUGGUGCCAUGCUCAGGGGGAGAAUCACCCGUCUCCUAAUUUUAACCAGUAUGUGAGGGAGCAGGGCGCAGUGACGGACCAGUUUAGCCGGCGACAGGUCAGGGUUUACCAACUAUACAGCCGGACCAGCGGGAAGCACGUCCAGAUACAGGGCAAGAGGGUCACUGCUACUGCUGAGGACGGCAACAAUUACGCACGUCUCUUUGUAGAAACGGACACCUUUGGCAGUCGGGUUCGGAUCAAAGGUGCAGAGAGUGGACGUUACCUCUGUAUGAACGGGAAGGGGAAACUAGUUGGAAAGCUUAAUGGAAGAAGCAGGGAUUGUAUCUUCACAGAGAUUGUUCUGGAGAACAAUUACACUGCCUUCCAGAAUGCCAAGUAUGAGGGUUGGUAUGUGGCUUUCACCAGGAAAGGGAGACCCAUCAAAGCCUCAAAGACGAGGGAGAACCAGAGAGAGGUCCAUUUCAUCAAGAGGCUACACAAGGGCCCACUACCUUUCCCCAACAUGGAUAGAAUCAAACACUUUGAGUUCAUCAGUUUUCCCCCCACCCGUCGCGCGAAACGGAACAGGAAAUCACAGGCUGCUGCCUAGUACAACACAAAUUGGACUCAUAUUAUUGAGUAAAAAUAUGGAACUUUAUAUUUUUAAUACGUGAGGAUACUUAAAAUGCUCAAAAGUCUAAAGGAUUAUUGUUGUUGUAAAAUGAUCCCAUGUAAAUAAUGUAAGAGAGUAAAUGAGAUUGAUGUAUAUAUUUAAUAUGACUGUGUGUAUGUGUUUUAUUUACCUUUUGGAGUGGUGACGCGACAGAGAGGAAAUAGGUACAUUAAUAAACAUGUUCAACUUGGUUUGCACAAAACUUAAGCGUGACAAAUGCAACAUCUUACCAUUA
This is a messenger RNA of Salmo salar (Atlantic salmon), 1643 nucleotides long. Its product is annotated as fibroblast growth factor 17. The record is from RefSeq and is a predicted model, not a curated record. NCBI's taxonomy places the organism in Eukaryota, Metazoa, Chordata, Actinopteri, Salmoniformes, Salmonidae. Gene Ontology annotation, molecular function: growth factor activity.